Messenger RNA from Phytophthora sojae, 1530 nucleotides. RefSeq lists its product as hypothetical. The record is from RefSeq and is a predicted model, not a curated record. Lineage: Eukaryota; Oomycota; Peronosporomycetes; Peronosporales; Peronosporaceae. The transcript is spliced from 3 exons. The coding region runs from base 1 to 1530 and encodes 509 amino acids.
AUGCCUAGCGUCACUCUCUUCAUCGACUUGUUGCCUCUUUCGCCUCCGUCGGAGGGUAUCCACUCCAACAAACUCUUCCUAUUGCGCGAAUUCUACGCGUACCUGGUCAUGACGUUGCUCGCCCUCCACCAAUUUCGUAAGGGAAUCCCGGUACUACCAUACCCACCAAGGAAACUUUUCAGGGAUACGUUCCUAGUGUCGGGUGUGUGUGUUGGCAUUCUGUACGGCCUCAUACUGACCGUUGGGUUCCCUCUUCCGUUCACAACGCUGACCAUUGUGCCAGUGUGGACUGUGCUGACCCUCGUGUGCUUGGGGGUUCAAUGGGCAAAGAUACUCCGAGAAACCGUUGGCGCAGUGAUGAUGUUCAUCGGGAUGGUGAAGCUUUGGUUGUGCGAUAUCCUGCUCGUGUUCGUCUACCCGCCAUACUUCUACGUCUUCUCCACGCUAUCUACUAACAGCCAAAUCGCCUUGGUACUGCUCCUCCCGGUCAUUAAAGUGCUGAUGAGGAAGCUCUUCUCUCGGGCAGUCCAGCAUCUCGGCGACGAGACGCCAGGGCUAGUUGUAUUUAACGCCGACGUGUUCGGAUCCCUCUUUGUGGCGUAUUGUAUGCAGCGGUCGCCCUCGACCUGGACCACGACGGGUAUCAUGAUGCUGGAUGUGGUUACAAUGGCGAUAUCAUUACGGGAUGUGGCUAUCGCGCGAAAAGAGUUGCUGGAACUUGAGCGCCAGCUGGACAAGGCGCACGCGUGGCGUAGUUAUCGUGGGGAAGUGGGCCAUAUCAGUCUAGGAAUUCGCAUGCCAACUACGCUGGAGCGCGCGAGUAUUCUAUUGGACCAGGCAGCGGGAGAGUACACGAACGGACCUAGUAUCGAUAUCGUGGAUGUGGCUAGCAAAAACCGCAUUAUAGAUUAUUCCCAGUCGGGUAGGAAGAUCUUUGGGUUUGCUCGAAUCCAUCCCGCCGAUCACGGAGCUGUUGCUGUUGGGCGAAGAUCACCAAACGCUGUGAUUGAAGCUAGCUACACACUCAAGGUGCGGAGACUGUUGUGCAUGGCUGAAUUUUUGCUGCUUCUCAACUACGUCGAAGCCAUGAUCCCGCUCAUCUUCUCUAUUUACCUCGUUGCUACGUUCUACCUGCCCAACCGCGACUACUACGCUAUCUAUGACAGCAUGGACCACCACCAGCUCUUCCAGACGCUGCAGAAUUCAAAUAACGUGUGUGAACCCAGAGAAGAGAUGCCACACCACGAGUUCAUGAUAACCGAGUUGCCCGUAUUCGUUGAGCUGGACGUGACCCAGAACCUGUCCAAUGAACCCAGCAAGGCCUCCUCGUGGAUCAAAGACGAUCUCGCGUCUCUCUGCUGCCAACUGCACAAUACCAGCGAAGCGCUCCAGAGUGCGUGGGCGAAAGUUGAGCAGCUCUCUCAAACCUCGUUGAGGGGCCUGCCUCCUGUUCGAGUCAUUAUUUGCAAACCAGAGUACUACUUGGAGGCGGUGGACACUGCGUCUCCGCGUGUUUGGGACGCGCGCUAA